Molecule: messenger RNA, 1609 nt
Organism: Notolabrus celidotus (New Zealand spotty)
Lineage: Eukaryota; Metazoa; Chordata; Actinopteri; Labriformes; Labridae
Gene: ccbe1
Product: collagen and calcium binding EGF domains 1
Exons: 11
Coding region: 188-1402 (404 amino acids)
Molecular function (GO): calcium ion binding
Source: RefSeq, a predicted model, not a curated record
UGUUGUUACCGGUAAGCUUACCCUUGUCGUGACGUCAGUUCAUUCACGUUAGCUCCUCGGAGGCACAGGCUGAGUGGGAGGGUCUGUCAGCAUGCUACACCACUUCAGGCUCUGGAGCUGUAACUGUGAGAAGGUAAUUAUCACGAGUGCGGGUUACUGACAGCGCUCAGGUGACCGGACCGAUGAGAUGAUACUAAAACACAACAGCAGCCCUCUCCUGCUCACCGUCACCUGCAUGUACUUCUCAGGAGGUUUAUUCUGGUCCUACCAAGAAGAGGAUGCCACUGACGGCGGAGAAUGCUCUGAAAAUAACAUUUCCACGACAAAGUACCCCUGCGUGAAAUCGACUGGAGACGUUACGACGUGUUACAGAAAGAAAUGUUGCAAGGGCUUCAAGUUUGUGUUGGGCCAGUGCAUUCCUGAAGACUACGAUGUGUGUGCUGGCGCGCCCUGUGAGCAACAGUGUACAGACCAUUUUGGACGAGUGGUGUGCACCUGUUACCCCGGUUACAGCUAUGACCGGGAACGCCACAGAAACAGGGAGAAGCCCUACUGCCUGGACAUCGACGAAUGUGUGGACAAGAACACAACUGCAUGCUCUCAGAUGUGCCGUAAUACUGUGGGGAGCUACAGGUGUGAGUGUGAGAAAGGCUUUUUCCUGGAAGAAGAUGGUAAAACAUGCACCAAGGGGGAGAAGAGAGUGCAUCUCUUUGAUAAGUCUGACAACGUGAUGAACGCUGGGACCUGCUCAGCCACUUGUGACGACUUCCUCCAGAUCAAGAUGUCCGUCCUGCAGCUGAAGCAGAAGAUGGCCAUGCUGUCAAACAGUGCUGAUGUCCCAGAGCAAAUGACCAGCGAGAAAAUCCUGACGUCGCCAAUAUUUUUACCGGGGCCUCCGGGUCUCCCAGGACCUCCAGGAGAUCCAGGACCAGAGGGGCCUCCGGGGCUUGCAGGGCUGUUUGGGGCCCCUGGGCCUCCUGGUCCCAGAGGCUUGAUGGGACCAAUUGGACCCACACCAGAUCUGUCCCACAUCAAACGGGGCCCCCGAGGAGCAGUGGGGUCUCCUGGAGCACCAGGAAAAGAUGGUCUAAAGGGGGAGAGAGGAGCUCCUGGGCCUGUCGGACCACCAGGACCCCCAGGCUCCUUUGAUUUCCUGCUCCUGCUAAUGGCAGACAUCCGCAAUGACAUCGCUGACCUGCAGAAUAAGGUGUAUGGUCGAUCCAUGCACCCCGGAGAGGACUUUCCCCCCGUCCCAGACAGCUGGAGGGACAACCAGGACAAUCUGGACACUGGCUCAGGUGAGGACUACAAGGAACCUCCACCUCGAACAGGUGUGGGGUCAAAGAGGAACAGGAAGAAGAAACCAAUUCGAGAGAGAACUGACUUUGACUGGAAUCUUUAAAAACCACAACUUCAGGUGUAAAUAUUUAGGUGUUCUCUUUUUUUAUUUAACUGUUUUGAACAGAAUGAACUGUACACCUUUGAUUACAGAUGUUUAUUUUUGUAUGAUAUUCUUAUAUACAUUUUGUGUGAAGCAUGUUUUUUUUUUAAUAUGAAUCUUCAGAAACAUCUGCUUCCUUCACAGUACAUUAAACAAAUCCCAUAUGAA